AUGUGGGAUUGUAACCAGAAAUUAAGCGAGAAUGGUCUGACCUAUGACGUUACAUUUACUUUUCACAAUUCCAAGUUUACCUGUGAAAAGUCCAUUUUUGGUUCUGCCAGUCCGCUUCUGAAGCACAUUUUUGAAGAAAAUCAGGAUUGUGCUACUCUUAAACGAUCUGUUGGAAUCGCAACAGCGACUUGCCCAAAUACUAAUACCUUGAUUUUGCAUAUUGACGAAUCACCCGAGGCGUUUGAGGCUGUUCACAAAUUUUUACAUGAUCCAAAUGCUAAAAUUGACGACUAUCUUUUGCCAUCCAUUUGCCAACUUUCCAAGAAAUAUCAGUUUGAAGAAGUCUGGCGCGUAUUGGGCAGUCGUCUUGCACACUUGGUAUCACUGGAAAACAUUGGAGAAAUAUGUCCACUUGUUUUCCUGGCUGCCGGCGUGGACACAGAUGAUCCCACGGCAAAUGCACUUGCCUCGGCAACUCGAUCAUUUCUUGUGGACAAUGCCGACACUAUUGCCUGUACGCAAACAGGCCAGUUGUCUGCCCGUUUGUUUAUCGAUGUAACGGAGAACCCACGAUGCCCAGAUCGCGAUGUCUUCGAUAUAACUGGCUCUUUAGCGUAUCAGUCUGGCUUUCCAGACGACUGGGGAUUAACGGAACUUGUGCUCUUUUACAUUUCACGACUUGUUAAAUAUCGUGAACCUCUGGACGAAGGCAACUCCGCCAGUUUUGAAGAGCAAGUUGCCAGAAAGUUAACCAACAAGAUUCAUGCCCCUGCGCGAGAAACAGUUACGGAUGAAAUUAGGACUUCAGUAAUCCGGAUGGAGCGGAUUUGCAAUCACGUGCCUGGCGCACGCCACGUGCUUUGUGGCAUGCCUUGUAAAAAACUCGAGUUCCCGCCACUUCUCUUCUGCAUCUGCGCUGCUAGUCAAACUGAGCCCCCUGCGUUUCCUCUAACUGAACAUCCUAGAAGUCACUUUAACCGCGGUGACACACUUAUCAGUCUGGUCUUCCGAUUUGCCAUCUUCCUGUCCCCCAUCUUACAGGUACCGCCAUCUGCGACUUCGGAGGCAGGCGAUGCGUUCCAGACUCAGAAAUCUCACGAGACGAAUUCCGAGAGCGUCACAACCUCGGAGGCAGCCGCCAACGCAGUUGCCUCAGACAAAGAAACCUGCCUCCUUGCAAAGACCACUCUUGGAGCCGUGAUUCAUGCUCCCUGUCUUGAGGCACUUCUUUGCGUUGCAACCGCACCCUCUCGCACUGUUUCAGUUGGCUCGAUCUCCAUCCACCUGGGGAAACUGGAGGGCCGUCUGGUGAGUCUUUCGGUGAAACGAAAACCCAUUCCCUCGGCCUCGGCUUCUGUCGUCCCCUCCUCAGCGUCGUCGUCGGUUACCGGAGGCUGUAACAUGUUCCCGUGCGCCUCCUCUCUCCUCACCUCCGUUGUCUUGCCUCCUUCGCCACCUCCCAACGCUGCUGCUUGUUGCUUGAACUGUGCUCCGAGGGAUACCAUUCGCUGCGCUAAGCGACGGAUUAUUCCCACGAGCCCUCUGAAACCACUUCGAAUCGACAACCAACCACCGAACGAGGAGGCGUCGCCGCCGUCCAUGUUCCAUCAAAACUGUGUUCUGCGUUCCUUCGGCUGCCUCCCGACGCCUUUGCUGGAGCCUAGAUCCGCAGCCGGCGCCUGCAGCAUCGUCGCUUCGAAUACCUCUGGAGGGGACGGAGAGAAAGAGGGCGAGGAAGAGGAGUCGACGCAUUGGAUACUCGUGGCUGGUGGUAGUUCACAGGACCGGUGCCUGAGAACUACUGAGUUCCUGUGCCUGAAACACAGCUCGUGGGAUGCAGAGUGGUUCGCGGGCCGACGUGGCUCCAUAAUGAGCGCUAUCUCCGAUAUCGAGAGCGCCUCUAACCCCGGCGCCGGCGGCACCGUGAGUUUCACAUGUCAUCCCGGCCCGUCGAUGCAUUCGGCUCGAGGACGACUAGCUCUGACGUCGCUAGACGACGGUUUGAGCAUCUACGCUUGUGGAGGCUCCGACGGUAACCAGGAUCUCACAUCGGUUGAGUGUCUGAUCGUCGAUCCCGCCAACCCUGCCUCAUCAGAUGCCUCUAAUCAAUGGCGUUUCGUUGCGAGCCUCCAGCAGGCCCGCAGUUGCUCCGCCGCUGCCUCCCUGACAGCCCGACAACGCGCCAUUGUGAUUGGUGGCCAGUUGGGGGGUGCGCCGCUUUCUAGUGUGGAGGCCUACAUUCCAGACAGGGACGAGUGGAUCUACUUGCCGCCCAUGUCAGAAGCCCGCAGUCAGCUGUGCGCGGCUGCUCUGAAUACGCGCAAUCUGGUUUUCGCGGUGGGGGGCGUGAGCGAGACCCCCAAUACCCCCUGCACACUGCCGUCCCACUCCUUCACCUUCCAGUCGUGUGAGCUGACGGAACUGCCAGCCUCUGGUGAGGCCUACGACCCCCGCUGCUCCCAUUGGAUCCGUCUUCCCGAACUCAUCAAUCGCUCUCCUCUCAUUGGUGCCUCUCUGGUCCCUAUUUCUCCCUCAUCAGUUGCUAACACAUUGUUCGUCCUUUCCGUGAUGCCAGGUCGAUUACUCUUAAUCGGUGGUUCGGACGGUCACUCGAACAUGACCCAGACGCAAAUCUUCGACUCGCGAACCUGGACGUGGCUGCUGGGUCCCUCCCUGUCUAUCGGUCGUGUCUCUCCCUGUGCUGUGGCCCUAGCACCCACGGUACAGACGUGGGACGCAUCGUCGCCUUGCGUUGCUGUCAUCGGGGGCUUCAACAUUGCCGCGGGCGGCUUUCUUAACUCCGUUGAAGUCCUCGGUGUCACCAUCACCUCUACAAGUCCGGGAAAGAUUUCUCCUCUUUCCAUCCCCUCCAGCACCCCACCAAAGAACCCCGUACCCACCUACCUACACCCUUCAUGUGACAAUUGA
Mesocestoides corti is the source of this 2928-nucleotide messenger RNA. The record is from the annotation of a GenBank genome assembly. NCBI's taxonomy places the organism in Eukaryota, Metazoa, Platyhelminthes, Cestoda, Cyclophyllidea, Mesocestoididae.